AUGGCGGAAGGGCAGUCACGAGGUCAGCUGCUUGCACGACGGGACACACUGCUUGCUGCUCUGGGUCGGGCAGAGGCGUUUGCUGCCGGAUACGACGCUCAACGGGACCAUACGCAGGUGACGCUGAGGCUCGAGUACCUGAACGGAGUAUGGAACAACCUGGAGACGGUGCAGGCGCAGCUUGAGGACGACGAGACCACCGAGGAAGGUAGGGCAGAGCACGCUGCCACUCGUGCAUCCUUUGAACCUCGGCUAUUUGAAAUAAAAGCCAGUCUCAUUUCAAAAUUGCCUCCUAUUCCUAACAAUCGGAGCCCUGUUCCCCCACACGUGUCCUCCACUCUCUCUGGUAUCAAGUUGCCGACGAUUUUUUUGCCCGAAUUUAAUGGAGAUUACAUGCAAUGGCUUGUAUUCCAUGAUACAUUCUUGGCGCUCAUUCAUUUAAAUCCGGAGGUGCCGGAUAUUCAAAAAAUUCACUAUUUGCGGGCAGCUGUCAAGGGGGAAGCUGCUCAGUUGAUCGAGUCGAUUGGUAUCAGUUCCGCUAACUACGUUUUGGCUUGGCAGACAUUGGAGUAUCGGUACUCGAAUGAUUACUUGCUAAAGAAGCGGCAUAUGCAGGCACUCUUCGAUAUCCCGCGCAUGAAGAAGGAGUCAGCUGCAUCACUACAUGGGUUGGUUGACGAGUUCGAGCGGCAUACGAAAAUCUUGCAUCAACUGGGAGAACCAACCGACGCUUGGAGCACUAUAUUAGAACAUCUGCUGUGUACGCGCCUGCACGAUGAUUCACUGAAGGCAUGGGAGGACCAUGCAUCGACGGUAGCGAAUCCGGACUACGCCUGUCUCAUCGAGUUUCUGCAGCGGAGAACACGAGUGCUAGAAUCCAUCUCUGUGAACCAUCAUACAGUAGAAUCAGCGUCAACUUCUGGUAUUUCAGCUCAUCCACCAAAGAAGAAUCAUCUCCACUCUCAGUUCCGCUUUACAUCGUGUGCAUCGACUGCUAGUUUGGGUGAAAAGUGCAUCGCAUGUAACCAGUCGCAUUCCGUGACGAAGUGUCAGAAUUUCAACCGGAUUUCACCGAGUGACCGUCAGCAGCUUGUAAAUUCCAAACGCCUUUGUCACAACUGCUUUAAGGGUGAUCAUUUUGUCCGCAAUUGUCCUUCAAAUUUCAGCUGUCGGAAGUGCAAUCGACGUCACCAUACGCUUCUUCAUUCCGGGCAGAGCGAUGGUUCCCGAAAGAACGUUAGCGAACGAGCUUCCUCUAGUCCUGGUGCAACCGCUUCUACUACGCCAUCUAAUGGGUCUUCUGUGGUCGAGUCAUCUACGCAAUCUACGGUGGCUGCUACUGAGAAUGUUCCUGUGGUCGAAGUUAGUUCUGCUCUACAACAUCCUCGCGAAGACGUCUUUCUUCUCACUGUUAUUGUGAAGGUCAUCGACACCUACGGUGUAGAACAUCUAGCUCGUGCACUUCUGGACAGUGCAUCGCAGCCGAAUCUCAUCACGAAUCGCAUGGCGCAAAUUCUACGAUUGCGGCGACAACCCGUGAAUGUUACGGUACAGGGAGCCGGCAAGCUAUCUAAGCCGGUACGUGAAUCGGUGUUUGCACAGGUACAUUCAAGGACGGGUGACUUUUCGUGUGGUGUCAACUUCUUGGUGAUGAACAAAGUGACGGCAAAUCUCCCUUCGCAAAGUGUUUCAACUGUGGGAUGGAGGAUUCCGAAGGGGUUGCUUCUGGCUGAUCCAUCCUUCAACGAAAGUCAACCGAUCGACAUGGUUUUGGGUGCUCGGCAUUUCUACUCCUUCUUCCCCAGCGCUGCACGCAUUCAGCUUGAUAGAAAUCUUCCGAUUCUGGUCGACAGCGUCUUCGGCUGGAUUAUCGUAGGCUCGGCUAGCACAAUCCCCCCCGAGCAGACUGCUCCUACGCCCACCACUUGUGAUGCAGUCACUGUUUCAAUGCUUUCGCUAGAGGAUUGCUUGGAGCGUUUUUGGAAAACCGAAGAGCUGACAACGAACGACAUUUACUCAAUAGAAGAACGACGCUGCGAAUCCUUGUACCAAUCUACAGUAUCUAGGAACUCCGAAGUUCGAUAUAUUGUUAGAUACCCUCGUAAGCCUGAUUUCGAUGUGAUGCUUGGCGAAUCCAGAAGCAGUGCACAGCGACGGUUCAGAUAUCUGGAAACUCUCCCACUUACUAUCUACCUCACCACCCCGUAA
Messenger RNA from Topomyia yanbarensis, 2208 nucleotides. RefSeq lists its product as uncharacterized. Lineage: Eukaryota; Metazoa; Arthropoda; Insecta; Diptera; Culicidae. Bases 1 to 2208 code for a protein of 735 amino acids. The record is from RefSeq and is a predicted model, not a curated record. The transcript has a single exon.